Messenger RNA from Penicillium diatomitis, 348 nucleotides. RefSeq lists its product as uncharacterized. Bases 1 to 348 code for a protein of 115 amino acids. The record is from RefSeq and is a predicted model, not a curated record. Lineage: Eukaryota; Fungi; Ascomycota; Eurotiomycetes; Eurotiales; Aspergillaceae. The transcript has 2 exons.
AUGUUGGCUGAAACCCCUGGAGCGGUGGCGGGGUGGCUCAUCUCGAUUUUGAGGGUGUCUCGUUGCCAGCUGUGUCGCAAAGCACUCAAUACCAACCAAGCUUCAGACAUCUACCAUGCGACGAGUGUAUCGUGUACAACCCGGCACAGGUUCGACAGCGAUGGAAGGUUGGCCGGCACGCAAGAUCACCAGAAGAGAUCGGAUCGAGCACAUCCGCCCUUUGCCAAACUGUCGACGGCCUGGACACGCUGCACCCUGUGGCCCACCGUCACACGUCCCGCAAUGCGGAACGGUCCGAAGGCUGAUUUCUCCGGGUGGCUGAACGAGGUCAAAGUCAGGGCCGACUGA